Ilyonectria robusta is the source of this 1815-nucleotide messenger RNA. RefSeq lists its product as uncharacterized. The transcript has 3 exons. Bases 1 to 1815 code for a protein of 604 amino acids. The record is from RefSeq and is a predicted model, not a curated record. Lineage: Eukaryota; Fungi; Ascomycota; Sordariomycetes; Hypocreales; Nectriaceae.
AUGAAUGGGUCCGAGUUUCCCGAUUCCGAGGUCAUGUCCUCAGAGGUGAUGUGGUCUACACCCACCACCCAGACCCGCCCUCGACCUGCCACUAUCCACGCCGGGUUCACCUUCAUUACUCCCGAAGACUACUCGAUGCCUUCCUGGGAUAGCUUCCAGCAGACGCCCAGUGACACCAUGUCGCGCCCCAUCUCGAUGCACCAGGAUUUCUGUCCUCCUACGUCGAUCGAAAACACCUCGUGGAUGGAUAAGCCGUGCGAGGACCACUUCGAUCUCCAUGGUCUUGACCAAGACAUGGGCAUGGGAAUCGGCCAGGCCUUCACUACCGACGAGGCCAUUCCCGUCCUCGACCUGAGAUACCAGGAUCAAGUCGCUGACGAGGAGUUGAUGGCUCUCGACGGCAACGUGAAGCCCCGCCGAAUGUCCGGCUCUUCCUUUUCUAUGUCCACCUCGGGUGCUCUGUCGGAUAUGCCAUCCUACGAGGACUUCUCAACUGCUCUCUCCGAGGCUCAGUCCUUCAGCUCUGACUACCCCCCGCCUUCUAACCGCAACUCUUUGAUGUCGUCCACCCAGCUCUCCCCUGUCGCCUCCCCACGCAUGGCCAGCCAACAGACACGAACCGAUCUGGUCCGGACUCAAAGCCGCGGCCGCGGAGCGUCGCCAUCUCCUCGCCCUGGACGAGCUGCCCCCUACAGCGUCGAUGGCCCAAGAAUCAAGCGAUGGUCCACCGGAACCUACGGCACAAUGAGCCGAAAGCCUUUGCCAUUUGUCUACCAUCCGAACCCCGAAAUCUUCAACGCUCAUCAACAACUGUGCUCUGGACACUCCUCGCCCACUCCUGGUGCUAACCCUCUGCCUCUGAACUAUGGCAACCUCCAAGCAGUCCAGCAGGCUCCCUUCAUGGUUACUAGUACACCCGUCUUCCAGAGAAGCAGUAUGCUACUACCUUCGCAACUUCCUCCUCAGGUUCCCUCCCAGGCUUGGCACCCGGACACAACUCACUUUGAAGCACCGCCACCGCUCCUCUCCCAUGGUCUUUUCAGAAUGCUUCAGAGCAACGGUGAUCCCCAUUCACUCCAUGGUCACUACACCGACUUGUCCGACCCACCAGACCUGUACGCCGCUCUUCAGGAGGAGCAAAUCCCGCCUCCUCCCGAGGACAUGAACCCUUCCGACCCUGACCUGAUUCCUCGCGAGCAAGAGUUGCGAUUUGAGGGAGACUUGUACACUCCUAGAUGGGUUCGAGGACACGGCAACAAGCGCGAAGGCUGGUGUGGAAUUUGCAAGCCCGGAAGAUGGCUCGUCCUGAAGAACUCCGCCUUCUGGUACGACAAGUCAUUCACCCAUGGAAUCAGCGCUGCCACUGGAAGCUCUUUCCAAGAGCCCCAGCAGAAGCGGCGCAUGGAUGGCAACCCUGACGUGUGGGAGGGACUGUGCGGCAGCUGCAACGAAUGGAUUGCACUGGUGAGCAGCAAGAAGAAGGGGACAACUUGGUUCAGACACGCUUACAAGUGUCACACCCACCUCAAGAUCAAAGACACGCCUAAGCGUCGCCGCGAGAGCAGUAACGCUAGGGCAAUGACGGCAGCAGCAAACAUGGUCAAGCCGAAGAACGAACCACCCAUUACUCCGCAAAUGACCGCUUCGUCCCUGGUUGAAGCUGCUACGCCUACGCCUGUAUCGAUGUCGCAGGUUACCUCGCACCCGCACCCGCAUCAGAUGAUGGCGGCAGUGCCGCCUCCUCAGAUGAGCAUGCUCGGCUCGUCACCUGUGACCCUCAUGACCGCUACGGAACCAUUCCCGAACAUGAUUUAA